AUGCACCCAGAGGAGGCUAUUGUAGUAGUCGAUAUCAGCGGUUGGCACAAUCGGUCGGUAGAGCGUCUCACCCACGAACACGGUCCUCCCAUUAACGAGAGCGUCUUUCUCGAUGUCGCGGUCCGUCUGACGAAUGCAUCAGCUGCCGCCAACCCCGUAGACGAGCACAUUUCCAGGAUGCGCUUGAUAGAUAACUUCGCGCGAGGAUCGGUAGCCCUCGCUAUCAUGGAUCGAGUAUAUGGCUCUGCCCCCCUAGGUUGCCUUAAUCACGGAGAAGAAGGGCCGGUGGCCCCGAUAGCUCAGGGCACGGUUGUCACGAUACACGGUCGCGAUGUCAUUCUCUUCACGGAGCAACGCGAAGCCAUAGCAUUGGGGGUCGGUGGCAUCCCCAUUACUGCUAUCCAGGCAGCUUUCGGUACGGGCAAGACAGUCGUUGGUGCAAUUAUUGCUGCUCGAUGGGCAGUGUCGCCGGUUAGAGCGAGCAGCAAUAAUUGCACCAACGACUGUCUUGCCCGUACCGAAAGCUGCCUGGAUAGCAGUAAUGGGGAUGCCACCGACCCCCAAUGCUAUGGCUUCGCGUUGCUCCGUGAAGAGAAUGACAUCGCGACCGUGUAUCGUGACAACCGUGCCCUGAGCUAUCGGGGCCACCGGCCCUUCUUCUCCGUGAUUAAGGCAACCUAG
Molecule: messenger RNA, 681 nt
Organism: Necator americanus (New World hookworm)
Lineage: Eukaryota; Metazoa; Nematoda; Chromadorea; Rhabditida; Ancylostomatidae
Exons: 1
Coding region: 1-681 (226 amino acids)
Source: RefSeq, a predicted model, not a curated record